UGGGUCGCUUAAAGCUUUUGAGAGUAGCUGUAUUGAACAUAGUAGCAGCCCACCGCUGGACACCUUGAGUGAGGACACCAGACCCAAAGAUCCAUAUCCCAUUCCAAGAAAGACUAUGGCUGAACCAGACUACAUAGAUGAUAACAAUCCUGAGUUAAUUAGACCUCAGAAAUUAAUUAAUCCUGUGAAGUCUUCCCGGAAUCAUCAAGAUCUCCAUAGAGAGCUGCUUAUGAACCAGAAAAGGGGUCUUGCACCUCAGAACAAACCAGAGCUACAAAAGGUGAUGGAGAAGAGAAAACGAGAUCAAGUUAUUAAACAGCAAAAAGAAGAGGAAGCACAGAAGAAGAAAUCAGACCUGGAAAUAGAGCUACUGAAACGGCAGCAGAAACUGGAGCAGCUGGAGCUCGAGCAACAGAAGCUGCAAGAAGAGCAGGAAAAUGCACCUGAAUUUGUCAAAGUUAAAGGCAACUUGAGGAGGACGGUCCAGGAGGCAACAGAGGCACCAGAGUCCUAGAGCCAGCUCCUGCUUAGAUGUCCAGUGUUCCAGAGGUGGCUGCUGAGAGGCUUCUGCAGGUUGUCUCAGAUUCCUCCCUCAAGAGGGAGAAUAAGAGCAUCCAGGUGACGCUUGCUGAAAAAGAGAUUUUUUWAAAAAGAUUUCUGGGACGUAUGGAUUAAAAAGACUGUAACAUAAACAGAUUGACUUGCCAAAUGUGAUUCUGAGACCAGUGGAUGAGGAGUCUCUUUGUCAGUUCGGUGUCGUGGACCAGUCUGAAGAGCUUACUUGGAGAUUUUAACCAGGGAUACUAGAGAAACUUCUUCAGUGUUGCACUGCUUUAUCUCUUGCAAUCCUAGUUUAAUAGAGAUACCCAGAUUAUAUUUUGCUUUAAAAAAAAAUAAAAAUCCUUUUUGCUGUGCCCUGCAGCUUGUGUAUAGCCCACAAUAAUUCUAAUUUAAUUCAAGUUUGAAUCAAAUCUGGGAAGAAAUGAGUUACGUUGAUCACAAGAUAGAUAGGUGUGGGGGAGAUGAGAAAUGCUUAAAAUUCAGCAUCAGUGAACAACUAAGCAACCUUAAAGCCUAAUUAUCCCUGUUGAGGAUGUAGAAUUUGGMCUAUGAAAGAGCAGAAAUCUGACCAUCCUCCCACUGGAGAAAAUUCACAAGCUGAUUUCUCUCUGUGUCUAAAYUCUUCAAAUAUUGUGCACAGGCCUGGGCAGUGCUAACUGUGAACUUAGCUCUGUGAUUUCUUAAUGCAAAAUGAUCUUUCUGUUUUGAAAUCCCACUUCGGUGUUGUGGCCUUUCUCCUCCAAGGAUGUGCUGAUCUGAAUACAGUGUUAACACAUCACUUAGUAGUGUUUAAAUUUUUUUCCUGGCGUUGAAGAGAGAUCCAGUUCUGUCACYGUGUCCUGCUUAGCUCUUACAGGAACUUGCAAUAGAGCAGUGUUUAAACCAGGUCAAACUGAUCAUGGGGAUUUGCUGAAAGAGAUUUUUUCCUAAAGUGAGGCAUUGAAAUUAUUUUUAUCCCACCCCUUCCUCAUGCCUCAAGAGAGAAGGGGAGUAUCACCUUAUCAUUAAGUGUUAGGGUCCAAUUCUGCACCUUCUGCCUUCCUGCAAGUUGCCUCUGUGAUUUGCCUUUCAGUAAAACACUCCUCAUCUUGUGUAGGGUUGGCAGUUCUGAUCCUUCAUGUUUAUGACUACUAGUUACCCAGGAAAACCUGGGAUGAGGAGGGAGGAACAGAUUACACAUGUAGGAAUAAAGAAUUGAAUUCCUAACUGGUGUGAGCAGGUGCAGGUAUCUUCUCUUGAGAAGUYGGGGAGAAAUCCUCAUCUUCUCCGAGUGGCUUGUUCUAGCUCCCACUGAAGCUGUUUUCAUCCAUACCAGCUAAGGAUCUGCUCUUAGUCUUUGCCUUAGGAUGUGAAACAAAAUAAUUUCUACUUUGUAAUUGCAUUGAACAUAACUGCUUGAGAACACUUUUUAUUAAUGUCAACAGUGGCGUGUUUGUGUUGUGAAGGUGGUCAGGGAGGGUCAGUUUGUUUGUUUCUAGUUUCUUUUGCCUUUCCGGAAGGUAUUGGACAUUUUAAAUAAAAUUUCAGCUUAGCACUCGGGACACAAUGCUCCCAAUUAGCAAUGUCUCCUAGAUACAGCCUUCCAUUUGUCAAGAUUUGUCAAGCAUUUCUCAUGAGGAUGCAAUCAGAUUAAGAGUAAAUUAAAUUGUGAUAAGUGUAUUGCCAUUGACUUAGAUUUGCAGUGUGAGUCAUGUCUAGAAGAUUAAAUGUGAAGAUGGUUUACCAGACUGUUCAGACUGUGGACAUACGAAAGACAAAGGCCAAACCUAUAUAUUUUCGUAUGUAUUUUCUCAACAAAGRAAAACCUUAACUGCUGCAGAUUUCUUCCUUCCCUCUGUUCCUUCCUCUGGAAGGAGAGAAUCUUAAUUUCUGGCAGCACAUUUUUCAGAUAUUUGCACUGAUUGAGCUUGUUUCACAUUGUUGAUUGUUGAGGCAGCACUGUAUAGUGGAUUUCCACACCACUGAUGUUUUUUCUUAGCCAUUCCCUGCCUACUUCUUAGUACCUGUUGGUUUCCACUCUGCAAUUGCAUUCUGUCCAAUAUGGUGAUCUUUGGAAGCUGGAGAGAAACCCUCUUUUGGCUUGAUGAGUCCAUUGCUUCUUGGUUGUUUCCUCUCAAUGGUCGUGGCCAUCCUCGUGUGCAUGCACAGGGACAUGAAUGAAGUUGGGUGUCAUCCGGACAGCAGCGGAGUCCACGCCGGGGGACUGCUCCUCGACUCGCUGAGCGUUGGAUUGGGCCCGUUGAUGACGAGUGCUUUCUGCUUUCUGCUUUCUCUUCAUGCUGCCUUGUGAUUCAGGGCAGAGCUUCUCCUUCUGAAGCACAGGAAGCCAGAAGACACCCCUGUACAUACAGUGUGAAGUAGACCUGUUUUCCAUUGCGUUCUCUGUACAAAUAGGACAUUGUGUUUGUUAGAGCACCAUUUCUGCUGAUCUUUUAGUCUAGGAAUCCGCAUCACCUUUGUGAUCCGCAUCUAGGAAUUCGCAUUACCUUCGUUAGACAGGCAAAGGCUUGUCUUUAAAAUCAGGAUUGGGCUGGAA
This is a messenger RNA of Nothoprocta perdicaria, 3097 nucleotides long. It is a transcript of the gene FAM107B, whose product is annotated as family with sequence similarity 107 member B. Bases 116 to 514 code for a protein of 132 amino acids. NCBI's taxonomy places the organism in Eukaryota, Metazoa, Chordata, Aves, Tinamiformes, Tinamidae. The record is from RefSeq and is a predicted model, not a curated record. The transcript is spliced from 4 exons.